Messenger RNA from Engraulis encrasicolus (European anchovy), 349 nucleotides. Its product is annotated as amine sulfotransferase-like. The coding region runs from base 1 to 297 and encodes 98 amino acids. Gene Ontology annotation, cellular component: cytoplasm. The record is from RefSeq and is a predicted model, not a curated record. Gene Ontology annotation, molecular function: sulfotransferase activity. Gene Ontology annotation, biological process: sulfation. The transcript has 3 exons. NCBI's taxonomy places the organism in Eukaryota, Metazoa, Chordata, Actinopteri, Clupeiformes, Engraulidae.
AUGAUAAUGGACCUUCACUCGGCUGUCGGAAAAAUGUGCCACUUCCUGGGCAGAGACCUGGACGAAGCACGCAUUAACAAGGUCGUGGAAAAAUCCACCUUUAAGGCCAUGAAGAUGGAUCCAAAAGCCAAUUAUGAAUUCUUACCAGAUGACCACUUUGACAAAGCAAGAGGGACCAUUGGUGACUGGAAGAACACCUUCACAGUGGCCCAGAGUGAGAUGUUCGAUCAAGUCUUCCAUGACAGAAUGAAGGACCUGCCAUUGAACUUCAUUUGGGAGAUGAAUGAAAAAGCAUAGUGGGGUCAUUCUCCCAGAAAUGUAAAUUUCCUGUCCGAGGCAUACUUUGUUG